Molecule: messenger RNA, 897 nt
Organism: Ochotona curzoniae (black-lipped pika)
Lineage: Eukaryota; Metazoa; Chordata; Mammalia; Lagomorpha; Ochotonidae
Gene: GJB7
Product: gap junction protein beta 7
Exons: 1
Coding region: 1-897 (298 amino acids)
Biological process (GO): cell communication
Cellular component (GO): connexin complex
Source: RefSeq, a predicted model, not a curated record
AUGAUGAAACUGUUUUCUUUUGCAGAAUCUUGCCAUCUUUUGAGACUGAGACAUAGUUGGAUGUUCCUCAGAGACCUUCUAAGUGGAGUAAAUACAUACUCAACUGGGAUUGGGAGGAUAUGGCUGGCUGUUGUGUUCAUCUUCCGUUUACUGGUCUACAUAGUAGCAGCAGAACAUGUCUGGAAAGAUGAACAGAAAGAAUUUGAAUGCAACAUUAGACAGCCUGGUUGUGAAACUGUGUGUUUUGACCACUUCUUCCCCAUAUCCCAGGUUAGACUUUGGGCCUUACAGCUGAUUACGGUUUCCACACCUUCUCUUCUGGUAGUUCUACAUGUAGCCUAUCGUGAGGGGAGAGAGAAAAAGCACAAAAAGAAACUCUAUGUGAGUCCAGGUACAAUGGAUGGGGGCCUAUGGUGCACUUACGUCAUCAGCCUCAUCGUUAAAACUGGUUUUGAAAUUGGCUUCCUUGUUUUGUUUUAUAAGCUCUACGAUGGCUUUCGUGUUCCCUACCUUUUGGAGUGUGAUUUGAAGCCUUGUCCUAACACUGUAGACUGCUUCAUCUCUAAACCCACUGAGAAAACCAUCUUCAUCCUCUUUUUGAUCAUCACUUCAUGCUUGUGCAUCGUGUUGAAUUUCAUUGAACUGAGCUUUUUGGCUCUCAAGUGCUUCAUUAAGUGCUGCAUCAAAAAAUAUCUUAAAACCCUUAAGUCCUCAGUGUGUGAAUGUCAUAACUUCAAAUAUGCUGAAUGUAGUGAGAUGGCAGCCCCUGCUCUACGCCAGAAUCAGCAGUUAGGCUUUGUCACAGGCACACUUCGACAACCCGAAGAAAAGCUAUUUUGUGACACACAGGAGGGUGAAACACAGAAACUAUGCAUCUCUCUGAAACAAAGAUCUUAA